AUGAGGAUAUCUGCAAGAGCACAGGGAACAAUCCCUGUCCCAGUGCCUAUGAUUAGUGCACCUCCGAUAAUCGACACUACACCCUACUCCCCUGCUGGAUUAUUGGCCGUCAAAAUCUACGUUUUUGGAGGGCUUGCAUUCAUGAUUGGUGUGGUGUUAACCGCUAUCGGCUUUUGGAUAUACACCGUUGUAAUCAGAGGUGAAUAUGCAGAUUCACCUCCGUGGCUCGACCUGCACCCAGAGCGUAUGCGAGAGAAAGAAAAGGCUCGCAUAGCUCGUCUCAAGCAGCAGAAGGCAGAAAAAAUAGAGGCCAAGAAACGCAAGCAGGAGGAAAAAUUCACUCCUCCACCUGUGCGCUAUCAGCAACGUAAGGACGGCAGGAACCGUGCUUACUCGCUACCGGCUAAGCCUGCUCUACGCAAGCCGUCGGACUCUUCUUCUACCACACUCCAGAUGCGCAAAUCCAGCAUGUCGUCCAGUCCCACUAAAGGCAAACGCGUCAGUUGGGCAUCAUCUACAUCUACCCUUGAUGUGAACGGCUGUGCGUCUGAGAAACCGAUUGAGGAGAAAACCGUCGCCAGCAACCCUCGCCGACGCCGUUCAACUUCGCAAUCGCAAACCUCUCUUCCUCCCCUUCCUCCUUUACCCUCGUUAUACGAAAUCAUCCACCCCCUGCCAGAAGCGCACACAUACGUUUCUCCGUCUGUCGAGCUUCGUGCCCGCCGCGGGAGACAAAUGAUAGCUAUGACUACACCUGAAAUAGCGGCUCGAUGGGCCAUGCCAAACGAACCCAUCACUAGCAAUCAAGUUGACCCACUGGAUGAAUUUAAAAAUCCUUGCUAG
Molecule: messenger RNA, 843 nt
Organism: Psilocybe cubensis
Lineage: Eukaryota; Fungi; Basidiomycota; Agaricomycetes; Agaricales; Agrocybaceae
Exons: 2
Coding region: 1-843 (280 amino acids)
Source: RefSeq, a predicted model, not a curated record